Molecule: messenger RNA, 1536 nt
Organism: Phoenix dactylifera (date palm)
Lineage: Eukaryota; Viridiplantae; Streptophyta; Magnoliopsida; Arecales; Arecaceae
Gene: MPL1
Product: Myzus persicae-induced lipase 1
Biological process (GO): lipid metabolic process
Molecular function (GO): hydrolase activity, acting on ester bonds
Source: RefSeq, a predicted model, not a curated record
UCUCUUAGCUAGAUACCACUCCCACUACUAAUCAUAGCUCAAGCUAAGCUUUAUCAGCAUGGGCUCCCAUGGCUUGGUAUGUGCUAUGAUCUCCAUCCUCCUCCUCCUUGCCUUCCAAUUGGAGCUCGUCGGAGCGCGCGUCUCGCACCAGCAUGAGCUCCAAAUGAACGAUCGCAUCGGCACCGUCGUUCCACCGCCGGAGAUGGCCGGGACGUGCGCUUCGGUUAUCAUCCCACAAGGCUACAAAUGCGAAGAAUAUGAGGUGACAACCGAAGAUGGAUACAUACUAAGCAUGCAGAGGAUCCCGGUGGGUAGAAUUGGAGGUGGUGGUGCAAGGAGGCAGCCUGUGCUACUGCAGCAUGGGGUACUCAUGGAUGGCGUGACAUGGGUACUAAACUCUCCUGAAGAAUCACUUGCAUAUAUUUUAGCUGACAAUGGAUUUGAUGUAUGGAUUGCAAACACUAGGGGAACUAAGUGGAGCCGUCGCCAUGUUUCCCUUACUCCAUCCAACCCGGCAUAUUGGCAUUGGUCUUGGGAUGAGCUGGUCACUUAUGAUCUCCCUGCUACUUUCAACUUCGUGUAUCAGCAGACCGGGCAGAAGUUGCAUUAUGUUGGCCAUUCCUUGGGGACUCUUAUUGCACUAGCAUCAGUCUCUGAAGGUAGAUUAGUGGAUAAGCUAAUGUCAGCAGCACUACUGAGCCCAGUGGCCUAUCUGUCUCACAUGACAACCCCAAUAGGCAUUCUUGCAGCCAGAGCCUUUGUAGACCAAAUAGUUAAUUGGCUUGGAGUUGCAGAGUUCAAUCCCAAAGGACCACAUGUGGCACAUUUUCUGGACGCGCUCUGCCUCGAGCCAGGGGUGGAUUGCUACAACCUUCUGCAAUCCUUUACGGGGAACAAUUGCUGCCUUAAUGCCUCCACAGUCGAGCUAUUCUUGGAGUAUGAACCGCAAUCUACCGCGACAAGGACCAUGGUGCACUUGGCACAAACUUUUCGAGAUGGCAUCAUCACAAAGUACAACUACGAGAACCGAGAAAUUAACAUCGAAAAUUAUGGGCAGAGCACACCUCCAAUUUACAACAUGUCGAACAUUCCAAACAAUCUGCCUCUAUUCUUCAGCUAUGGUGGUCGUGACUCGCUCUCUGAUGUUCAUGAUGUCGAACUCUUGUUGGAUAAUCUCAAGUUUCAUGAUGGAGAUAAGCUAACUGUUCAAUUUGUGGAGGACUAUGCCCAUGCUGACUUUGUCAUGGCAGUUAAUGCUGCACAAAUUGUAUAUAAUGCAGUCAUGGCAUUCUUCAAUCGCCAAUAACAACCAAUAUUUGUCUGUGUCGAGGUGGUCGAUAAAAUCGCAGUAUAAAAUACUAAUCUCAGUCUCCAAAUGCAGGGAUAGUAUCAUGUGCCAAAGUGUACUAGAAAAAAACAGUCUUAAAUGGGACCUCCCUGCAACCAGAUUGAAAGUUACAAUGUUACAAUGCUAUAAUGUUCUGAUUAUAAGACUGAAAGAAUACCUCCUCCCUGAAAUGGAACUUCUUGUAUUAA